Messenger RNA from Amyelois transitella, 6649 nucleotides. It is a transcript of the gene Ric, whose product is annotated as GTP-binding protein Rit2. Lineage: Eukaryota; Metazoa; Arthropoda; Insecta; Lepidoptera; Pyralidae. The transcript has 5 exons. The record is from RefSeq and is a predicted model, not a curated record. The coding region runs from base 298 to 963 and encodes 221 amino acids. Gene Ontology annotation, cellular component: plasma membrane. Gene Ontology annotation, molecular function: GDP binding; calmodulin binding; GTPase activity. Gene Ontology annotation, biological process: Ras protein signal transduction.
AUUACAUUAGCCAACAUUUCGAAACCAAUUUUCAAAACACAAAAAAUCAAAAUGUCAAUCGCCUUCCUUCAAUCAGCUGUCGAUUUUUUAUUGAAAAUAUAAUGUAUUUUUUUUGUGUUGUUAUUUACAAAUACAAUGUGCGUUGUUAAAUGAAAGUGUGGUGUUCAUUAUUCGGUUAAAAUUUCUGUCAUCGUGGUGUUAGCAUUGGGCAGCGGUUUGUGCGUCGGGCGAUGGUGGGUUCGGAGUGGAAGUGAGAGCACGGGAGGGUCUGGAGCUGGGGCGCAGGCAUGCAGCGGUAUGGCUGGCGAGGCUGCGGGCACGUCGCGCGGCCUCCGAGUCUACAAGAUCGUGGUGCUCGGCGACGGCGGGGUGGGCAAGUCGGCGGUCACUCUGCAGUUUGUGAGCCACAGCUUCUUGGACUACCAUGACCCUACUAUAGAAGAUUCAUACCAACAACAAGCAGUAAUAGAUGGAGAGCCUGCCCUUUUAGAUAUUUUGGAUACUGCUGGCCAGGUGGAAUUCACAGCAAUGAGGGAACAAUACAUGCGGUGCGGCGAAGGUUUCGUUUUGUGUUACUCGGUGACGGACCGGCGCUCGUUCCGCGCCGCGUCGGAGUACCGCCGACUUCUAGCGCAGGCCCGGCCUUCGGAGAGACUGCCUUUGGUGUUGGUGGGGAACAAGCUGGAUCUCGCACCUAGGUGUAGACAAGUGACCACAGAAGAAGGUAAAGCGUUGGCGACGCAGUUGGGUUGCCCUUUCUUCGAGACUUCGGCCGCCUUGAGGCAUUUUGUCGACGAUGCAUUCCACGCCCUCGUGCGGGAGAUACGCCGGUUGGAACGACAGAGACAGUCAUCGCUAAUGGGCACGGGCAUCUCGACGGGCGGCGGCCGUCGUCGCUGGCGGCGCCUGCGCAGCAUCUUCGCGCUCGUGUUCCGCCGCCGCAGGAGACACCACGACCAGUGAAACGCUUGAUAUUGCCGCAAGCUCUUGAUAGAAAAUAUCAAAUUAUAUCGGACCUUAACCUGACCUGGUAUAUUUGUAUCGAGAAUUUUCCUUAAUAUUUCAUACUUUGCGCCAAGAAUUGCGCGCUAAUAAUUUCCUAUCUUUUAUGGUCCCGUGUACCUUAAGAAUUUUUCCUGAGAAUGUAAUAAAAUCAGCUUUGAAAAUCUAUAAUAAUAGAGAUGAUGCUGAUCUUUUGUUCCCUUAGCGAUUCGACAUGGCGGAUUAUAUUCCUUUGAACUAGUAUAUUGGCAAAUUAAGCUUCAGUGGCAUUCAAAUUUGCUGGGUUUCUGAAAGCAAUGUAAAUUAAUGAGCCAGUCGAAAUGGGCGAGAUAUUUCUGCAUUUUAUGUCAAGAAAAUUGAAAAAAACUUAUGGCAAUUUUUCAACGAAAGGGUUUAAGCAGUAAUAUUAGAACAUAUAUUUGGUGUAGUUGAAAGUAAAUUAAUAUAGGUCAAGUGAUCAGCUCACAAGGGAAACUAUGUUUAAAAUAGAGUGAGAAUUAACUGCGCUAUGGGAGGGUUGGACCAAUAAAAACAGUUAUAUAACAUUCACCAUUCAAAUAAUAUGUUAAAGCGUUUAUUCCUUCGUCGUUGAAAGAAUGGUAAGAGAAUUUAAAUGCAAUGAUAGGCAAAAUUUAUAUGAUUAUAAAGCAUUAUGUCUCAUAGAAAUGUUGAUGAAACGAAAUAUAACACAUAAUUGUGUAUUUUUUAGCUAAUUAAUUUUCAGUAACUUAUCGAACUUUAUUCAGGGGUCCAACCCUAAUUCUACCUAAGUAGACAGGUACGUCCUUACCUUCCUCUACCUCAUUGUUGUAAUGUAAAUGUUUCUACCAAUUCUACCAUUUUGCCACCCUGUUGGCAACAUUGAUAAGUAUUGCCAUGGUAAAAAAAUAUUUUUUUUUAAAACUCCUCUAUAUUAUCGGUCCUCUAGAUCCCUUGUAUGUCGUUAAGAUUCUUUUUUAAAUUACAGUAUUUUUAGUUAGAAUUAGCAUAUAUUUUGUAACUAUGAUAGAAGUACUUGGCCUAUAGAGUCUUGCCUUCCAAUAUUAUAUUGAAUGUUGUUUUGUUUUGCGUAAUUUAAAUGUUUAUACGUCAAAGCCUGUUUGCACUAUCUAUAUCUGAACAUUAUAAGGUUGGAGUUUUGAUUAUGAUUUGAAUUUUUAUGAAAACUCGUCAGCCUAGGGUGCAUUUAACCUAAUUUUUCAUCAGGAAGCCCUAAGUCCGAUCAAGCUCAUUCCAUUAACAGUCGCCUUAUAUCAUAUUCAACCUGUUUUCAUUCAUCCUUCUAACAUGUCCGAACUAUCUUACCCCUUUUCCGUUCCUAUCACUAUAAGAACUCCAGAUCACAACAUUCCCUUAUCACGCUGUUGGUUAUCCCGUCAUUACUCUUUAGCGCUCUCAUUCCCCAUUGAAAAAACUUGGUGAAAACGCGUAAAUGUGUAGGCUUUUUUUUUCUAAAACCGUUAAGGAACCUUUUUAAUUUUUUAUGUAUUUUUCCUUAUAUGUAUUAUUUUAUUGUUAUUUGUUUUGUAUGCUAAUACUCCAUAGGGUUAGAUAAGUUCCUUUAAAAUCAUACAUCUAACGUUAAUCCCGAUUACAACCUCAUCACUCUGGAGAGGAGCCUGCUGCACCUUUUCCUUUAAAAUCAUUGUUAUAGGUAAAAUAUUAUAAUAUUUGGUGCAAAUUGGCAUUUGAUGAUGUUUUGAUGUAGUCGUAUGUGUAAUUUACAUGACCCCAUAGUUUAACGUGAAAGCCUAAAUAUAGAAUAGGCCUCAAUGUAGACACAGAGUAGAAAACCACAGAGGCAAAGCUUUAGUUGAUUGCAGUUUGAUAAAUACAAGUGUCAAUCAUUUUAUUUGACGCCAUCUUAUGGAGUUAAUCCUAUUAUCUAUUUAGGAAAUAAAUAGCUAAAGAACAUAUUUCAUUGCAUCAAAUAAAAAAAAAAAUAGUACGUUUAUUAUUUUAAAUCGCAAUUCUGUAUUUUACUUAUAUGUACUUUGCAUACUUUCGCUAGUAUAUCUGAAAUAAAGUUUUCGCAUCGCAAUCCUACCCGGCUUUGUCUCUGCAGGAAUCUCUCCUGUGACUUAGAAGAAAGUCUUCCACAAUGUGGUACCCGAUAAAGCAAUAAAUAGAAGUAAUUAUGUGUUGAUCCAUUGGUUUGUUUAGAUGUUUAGCUUAUACAGAGAUAUAUUAGCGUAUUAGAGGACCUAGUAGCAGAUAUUUGAUAUGCGACAAGGAAUGAUGGCAUAUGAGAGAAUACUUUGAAAAUAAUUCGAUUUAAAAAUAGAAUAAUAUUCAUUUAAGUAAAUGCCUGGCUAUUAGGGUGAACUCCUAAUUCACACAUGUUUACUUGCUCUGAGAUCCUCACAGCUCCAUUAAAUCGACUCUAUUUGAAAUAACAGUUACAUUUUUUAUUUUGCUAUACGCUCUGACUUUAUACGUACAUUUUCUGGCGAUUUCUCUCUUAAUCAUCAUUUUGAGUCGUAUUAGUGUUUGUUCACUUGUCUAUUUUUUUAAUAAGCGCUUGUUCACACCGCAAAGAGACUUCAAACUGUUGCGUUGCAUCACAUUUCCGGUGUGAACGACGUCCAAAGGUAUAAUUGUCAAACAAGCGAAUAAACACCAUAAAAAGGCCAUAAAGUUGAAUAACCAAAGUAUAUUUUUCGAUUAAGUUACCAGUGUGAUCGAGUUUCAAUCGACCAUGUUAUAUAAGAAUUUUAAUUGGUAGUACAAUUUAUGUAAUUUAAGUGAUGUAUUGAGCUCUAAAUUUUCGCGUAUUAUAUCAACCUGACUCUGACAUGUACAACUUAGUAAUGUGACAAAGUGAACAAAAAAUUUGUAAUCGUCUUCUGUAGCUAUUGACCAGUAUUCACCAGUGAUGCAAUCUCAAACUAAGCUAAAGUAAAUGUUAGGCAUACCUAGUCCGCUAAAAAUGAAAACCUUUAUAUGACCUUGGCACUUUAACUACCUCUUUUCCGAUCCUGUUCGAAGGACCAUUUGUUGCAGUUGUAUAAUAAAAAAAAACAUUGGUAUAUUGCAAGAUCUUUUAAUGGACGUAUUCAAUAUCGUCAUUUUUCCCACAUACAGUUUGGAGUAUUUCAUAGAUCGGUUGAUGUGGUACACGAAAAUUAUAUGCAUGUGUAUCAGUAACAAAAAUCAGCAAUAAGUAUAUAAAGUAUAUUUAUAUUGUAAUAUCGAUGUACGUAUUGUAUUCGUCGAGGUGUCGGUUGGAUGUUGUAUCGUAAUAAUAGUUUGAUACGCACAAAUUUUAGUCUAGUCGAUACUGUGAAUGUAUGUAUGUGUAUUUGCGUCUCAAGAACGAAUAUUCAAUAACUUUCUAUGUGGUUCGCACAAAUUAGCAAUAAUAUAGAAUCGAGAAAUGAUAUUUUGGCUGUUGCUCCUGGUAAAUAUGUGAUGUCACGUGAUCCAAACGGCGUUAAAAUGAAUGAAAAUGGCGCGCGAUACAUAAAAAUGGCGGCAAGUAGUUCAAAUUAACGUUUACCAGUCUGUAAUAUUGUACAGGUAAAUACAUAAUCCGAACACAGGUUAACAUAUAAUUAUGAACAGUAUUGAUUAAAACAGACUAUAAAGUUAUUAUAAUAUAAAAUUUGUCGUGUAUUUUAAAAGUUUAGAUAUUAUAUAAUUAUAGUUAAGUGAAAGAUUGAAUACUCGUUCCUAGCGCAAUAAGUUUCACUGGAUGUUGUUUAGACAUGAUUUAUAUUCAUAGGUAUGAAAACCGAUAAAGGCUUUCGAAAAAAAUCAAUCUAUAUAAAAAAAAACGCGUCGUUAAUCAACAUUCAUUGAAACAAAACAGUGUCAAAGUAGGGUAUUUAUGGUUUAAACUAUUUGUAAGUAACUUGAGCUUUGCAUAAGGCGUUUGACGCCCUAAUUCGGCCCUGGGAAUGGGCGGCGAAGGUUAACCUUAAAUUAAUCGUUGUAAAGUUCAAUAUUACAACGUCAUUUUUAGUUAAUGAUAUUAAGACCUAAGUUUCACAGUUGCUUUUCUUUUUAGUUCAGUAAAAUUAUAUCACAAAAUUUCAUCAAUUGAUAAAUAUUUCAGAUAAUAAUUAACGUAUGUAUAUAACUGUCACCAAGUUUGUUGUUUAUGUAAUUCAGUAAUACAUAAAUCUACUAUAGCUGUCUGAUUUCUUUAUUAUAAUUCUUACUAACUUAUCUAUUUUAUUGCUUUUGAUAUAAACUACCUGGUUGAAGAAAAUAAUAUUAGAUCCAAACCGCUAGGUUUUAAUUCUAGUCAUUAUUAUUUGGUUUAGUAUAUGAAGAUUUUGGCCUAACUUUAUGCUUAUGAUUUGCUCGGCUGAUUAGAAACGAUGUUUCGCUCGGCAUUGCCCCGUAGUAUUUUCGUGAAGUAUUUUUAUAUUUAAAUGUACUAUCAUUCAUUUAAAAAAAACAUUUAAAAUCACGUCUAUCCGUAUACUUACGUAUUUCCAAUAAAUUCAAUUUUACCUUGUUUUGUAUCUAUUAAAACGUUAUGUUCCCAUCCAAGAGUUCAAAUUUUAGGCUCGUAUGGUAUAUUGUUAAUGUUGUUUGUAGAAUUAGCGUCAUUGGAGCCAAUCCUCGUAGUGAUUAGUAGGGCCAUGUAUGAACUUUGAUGAGGCGUAUGUCUUUUUCUCUCACUCUUUCUCUCUCUGGUUCUUAUAGAGAGAGAGAGGCAUACCCCUUUUUAAAGUUUGUGAUAAGUCACCAGAAAUAAAGUAUUUGUACUCGUGGACGUCACGUGAUUAUAUUUUUAUUGGUUCACGUCAGAACACCAUUUAGAAUUGCUUUGAGAGUGUAAUUUAAAAUGAAUUAUUACUUUUAAUUGUAUUUACUAAUUGUUUAAAGAUUUAAGUAAAACGAUGUUUGGGAGUUAUUCUAAAAGAAAUAAAAAUGCAUGCAUUAAUAAUUCUGAAAAAAAAACUCUUAUUCUAAGGCAGUGUAAUGAAUAAUAGAAAGAUUCUUUCUACCUUAAUUUUUUUUUUCAAUUUUAACGGGUUAAAUGUAUUAACUCCCAUACCUUUUAUAUUUUUAUUUUUUACAGUUGGUCUUGCUAUGAGAAUAUUAGAUUAUUUUAUAAUAUCAUUUUGUGCCGAAGCCAAAGUAUUUGAGGUUAUGUGGCUAGGUUAUAGGAUAACAGAUAGGUGCACUUUUGAUAACACUCGCUAGGACAUUGAUUCCAUAAUUAGGCAGGUUGUGUAAGAAGCCCUAUUUCUUAUAAACCUACUUCCCCUCAUUAUAGAAUUAGCAUUUUAGCGAUAGUUUGGAAAUAGCACCUAUCACUUGAUAUGUAAUAGCUGCGUGCGUGUACGCAUACCUAGGUACCUAGAUGUUCAAUACCCGUAGUUAUUACGAAUUUGACGCUUACAAACCUAUAUGUAUUUAAAUUUUAAUGUUUAAUUAAUAUAUUCCAUAGAUUAGAGAGAGUUUAUUAAGAGGAUAUAUUAUUGCCCUUAGUAGGUGAUUUGAACAAUAAUAGUAAGUGUUUUACGUACAAAAUUGUAUAUGUUGAUAAUUGUUGCAAUUUUGUUUAUUGGUCCAUAUUAUAUUUAAAAGAAUAUGUACCUAUUUUGUUAUGUGUAAUAAUUUAUAACACCAAAUAGUACCUUUCAUGUUUGUAAAAUUUAUAUUUUAUGCGAAAAUUGUAAGCAGUGUG